Molecule: messenger RNA, 2653 nt
Organism: Salvia splendens (bonfire salvia)
Lineage: Eukaryota; Viridiplantae; Streptophyta; Magnoliopsida; Lamiales; Lamiaceae
Product: putative respiratory burst oxidase homolog protein H
Exons: 14
Coding region: 39-2516 (825 amino acids)
Cellular component (GO): plasma membrane
Molecular function (GO): peroxidase activity; calcium ion binding; NAD(P)H oxidase H2O2-forming activity
Source: RefSeq, a predicted model, not a curated record
CUUAUUGCAUCCCAGAAUUAUUGAUCUCAUUGAACAAUAUGGCAUCUGAAAAGUCAGGAGGGCAGGAAGAUGAUUCAGAAAAAUGGAUUCUUGAGAAUAUACACAUUGAUGGCAAGGAUGAUGUUACGGAAGAUGUAAAAAAACCAACUCCUUCGUCUAUGUCUUUCAAUGAGAGAUCCAGCAGUUUGAGGAAGAGGAAUGUGGUUACGAGCUCCGGCCCUAAGAUGGGAAGGACAGAAUCGGGUGCAAAGAGGGGCCUGAUGAGCCUCCGGUUUCUUGAUAGGGCCAAGACGGGGAAGGAGGAGGACGGGUGGAAGGCCAUUGAAAAGCGUUUCUGCGUGAAUUCCGUUGAUGACAGGCUGUUUAAGGACAAGUUUGGGGCCUGCAUUGGGAUGGGAGACAGCAAGGAAUUCGCAGGGGAGCUGUUCGAGGCGCUGGCAAGGCGUCGAAACAUCGCCACUGAGAAUGGGAUAGACUUGCUACAACUAAGGAAAUUUUGGGAAGACAUGACAAAUCAAGACUUGGAUGCAAGGCUUCAUAUAUUCUUUGACAUGUGUGACAAGAAUGGAGAUGGGAAGCUAUCAGAGGAUGAGGUGAAAGAGGUUCUAGUUAUGAGUGCAUCCGCGAACAAACUGUCAAAAUUCAAGCAAGAAGCCUCGACAUAUGCUGCAUUGAUCAUGGAGGAGCUAGAUCCUGAUAAUCAUGGAUAUGUAGAGAUGUGGCAACUCGAAGCACUUCUUAGAGGGAUGGUUGGAUCAGAAGAAAGCCAAAGAUCAGACAAGAAAGCAGACACACUAGCAAAAACCAUGAUCCCCAAAGAAUACAGUACUCCAGUCAGCCGGUUCCUGUCCAAGACCAAGGAGAGAUUCUUCGACAACUGGAAAAAGAUAUGGAUCAUCAUGCUAUGGCAGGGCACAAAUAUCUCCCUCUUCACUUGGAAGCUGAAUGCCUAUCAGCGGGUACCUGCUUUCCAAGUGCUUGGAUUCUGCCUCUGCUUCGCCAAGGCUGCAGCUGAGACAGUCAAGUUCAACAUGGCCCUCAUCCUCGUGCCCGUGUGCAGAAGAACUCUCACAAGGCUACGAGAGACAUUCCUUGGCCAAGUAAUCCCUUUUGAUGAAAACAUCAACUUCCACAAGCUGAUCUCAGUGGAGGUUAUGUUGGGCACCAUGGUUCAUAUAAUAAUGCACAUGAGCUGCAAUUUUGUCAGGAUAUCCAGCUGCCCUAAAGAUCAGUUUGAUACUAUUCUUGGACCAAUCUUCAAUUACAAGCAGCCGACUUAUAUGGAUUUGUUGUUAAGUAUUGAAGGGAUUACCGGCAUUAUAAUGAUACUUUUGAUGCUUUACACCUUCACAUUGGCAACUCACUCGUUUAGGCGGAAUGUGGUUAAGUUUCCGGGGCCUUUCCAUGGCUUGGCAGGGUUCAAUGCCUUCUGGUAUGCUCAUCAUCUGCUGGUUGUGGUUUAUAUCCUCUUGCUUGUCCAUGGCUGGUUCCUUUUCCUCACCCCAGAAUGGUAUAAGAAGACGACAUGGAUGUAUGUGUCAGUACCAAUGCUCGUCUACACCACUGAAAGAAUCCUCACACUCCAUGACAGAAACUACAGAGUUGACAUCAAUAGGGCUGUCAUAUAUACAGGAAAUGUAUUAGCCCUGUACAUGAGCAAGCCUCCUGGAUUCAGAUACAAGAGUGGGAUGUACCUAUUUGUCAAGUGUCCUGAUAUAUCUAACUUUGAAUGGCAUCCAUUCUCCAUCACUUCUGCACCAGACGACGACUAUCUGAGCGUCCAUGUACGGACAUUGGGAGACUGGACAACGGAGAUCAAGAAUCGCUUUGAAAAGGCGUGUGAGCCUCAAUCCGAGAAACAAAGUAGGGGAGAUCUGGUGAGAAUGGAAACUAAGGCAUACACAGAAACUCCACAAGAAUUCCCAAGAAUUGUCGUUAAAGGUCCUUACGGUGCACCUGCGCAGGAUUACAGGAAAUUCGACAUUCUUCUACUUGUUGGUUUAGGUAUUGGAGCUACUCCAUUCAUCAGCAUUAUCAAGGACAUAGUGAACAAUGAAUCACGCUCGGAACUACUAGAUGAGUUCCCUGCAGACAAGCGUGGUCCAGAGAGAGCAUACUUUUAUUGGGUGACGAGGGAGCAAGGGUCGUUUGACUGGUUCAAAGGCGUUAUGGAUGACAUUGCAGAAUAUGACCAUAAUCAAAUCGUAGAAAUGCACAACUACCUGACAAGCAUGUAUGAGGAAGGUGAUGCUCGAUCAGCGCUAAUAGCGAUGGUGCAGUCGCUGCAACAUGCCAAGAAUGGAAAGGACGUCGUUUCAGAUAGCAGGAUACGGACUCAUUUUGCACGUCCCAACUGGAGAAAAGUCUUCACUAAUUUAUCCAGUUUACAUCCUUCGAGUAGGAUAGGAGUGUUCUACUGUGGAAGUCCAAUGCUAACAAAGACACUCAAGGGGCUCUGCCAAGAAUUCACCAUGAAUUCAUCUACUCGGUUCAAUUUCCACAAGGAGAACUUCUAGAACUCUACGCGAUAAGUUGUCAAGAUUUUGAUAGAAAAGCUUGCAUGUUUGUGAUCAGCCCCAGCAUUCAUCCUCUGUGUGCAACUCUUCAUCGAUACGUCGUUGAAUCUUUCGAUUUUCAUUGUGAAAAAAUAGUC